This is a messenger RNA of Amoebophrya sp. A25, 162 nucleotides long. NCBI's taxonomy places the organism in Eukaryota, Dinophyceae, Syndiniales, Amoebophryaceae. The record is from the annotation of a GenBank genome assembly.
AUUUAUCUUAAGAAUUGGAAUCUAAGUUGUACUUGUAGUGAAUCUUGUUAUCAUCGUCCCGCCGGUGGUCGUGUAUCGUCCUGCCGGUGGUCGAGGAGUACCACUCAGGAUGACAAUCAAUCAAUGAGUCUUGUUAUCAAAUAUAGGGAUGUCACCAACUAU